AUGGCCGAAGCUCCCAAUGGCUCUGCGCAGCCCAGCGCCAAAGGAAACGGUUCUCGCAAAGUCACGACCACAACCAAGCCGGGCUUCGUCCGUUGGUCGAUAAGCUUGGUGGCACGCCUCGCCACCUGGGCCGUCAUCCUCACCAUCCUCUUCCGAUGCCCGCCUACGCUCCAAGACUGCGACGAGUCCUCCCCCUUCGUCUGCAAGCACUACUUCCGAGUCAAGAACGCCGUCACGCCCCAUGCCAAGCCCUACUAUGACCGGUAUGCCGCGCCGUACGUCGACGUUGCCCGGCCCUACUACGACACCGUCAAGACCAACGUCGUCACACCCAUCGGGCACUACGCCGUCCACUACGGCGAGCCCUGGGCUGCCAAAGGUCGCGACUACGCUCUGACCCAGUGGGAGGUUAAUGGACAGCCGCGCAUCGCACAGCUCCACGCCGUGUCGCAGGCCCAGUACGACAAGACUCUCGCGCCGCACGUCUCCAAGGCUGUCGCGCUGGCCGCGCCGUACUACGAUGCGGCCAAGACGCAAUCCCUGUACGCCGUGGACAGCAUCGUUUACCCCGCCUACGAAUUCUCUAAGCCAUAUGCCAUCCAUGGCUACGACACUUGGCAUAACUUUGCCCUCACCACGGUGCUGCCGGCAGCGCAGUGGACCUGGUCCAACACCAACGCGUUCCUAGACCGCGCUGUUUGGCCCCAGCUCCGCGUCGUCUAUGUUGAGAAUGUCGAGCCUCAGCUUGUGCGCAUCGGCGAGCGCCUGGGACGCUACAAGUCGCAUGUCAAGAACAAGACCCUGCAUGAAUCGGGCACGCUGGCGCCCGCCUCCAGCUCAACGACUGGGUCUCAAUCAUCGUAUGUGAGCAAGCCCACUCCACAAAACACCGUUCCGGAUGCCGCCAAUGGCGAACCCAGCGACGAGCCUACACAGAGUGAGGCGCAAGUCCAGGCCGAAUCUAGCCGCAACCCUGUCGAAGCUCCGGAGCCGGAAGAGGAUGAAGCCGACAGAGACCGGAAAGUCCGCGAAAUGGUUGCCAACGAUUUGGGGUCGUGGCAGGAAAAGUUUGCCACACAAGCCGAGCAGGGCGCUGCCGAGAUUGAAGACAGCAUAGACGACAUCUCCCGUCGCAUGAUUGACGAGGGGGCCAACGUUGUUGGAGUUGCCCUCACCCAGCAGCUGCAAGACACAAUCACGACCGAGGUUGCGAACCUAAAGGAAAAGAUCAACGCCCUCGUUUCUCAGCACCUCGAAGGGGCCGAGGUGGACGCCCACGAGGAAACCAUCCAGGCCGUCAGGGCCGCGGGCAUCGCCAUCAAGUCCAAGGCGCAGGCGAUCCGCAGCUGGCGCGAGCAGUACGACGAGGACGUGCAGAGCACGGUCUUGUCAACCUCGGACGUGCACUUCGCCAUCCUCGACGAGACGCGGAGCCUCGCGCUGCAGCAGAUCGGCAUGAAGUGGGCGUGGACCGACGGCAUCACCUACAAAGACUGGGCCAAGUACCACGAGCUCAAGAGCACCCUGAGCGACUGGACCGAGGAGCUGAAGCAGAUGAUCGUCACCCACCCGACCCUGCUCGAGGCCCAGGACGCGGUCGUGCGGGUCGAGGACCGCGGCAUGGCCAUCGCCGCGGCGGCCGCCAGGGAACUGGCCAGCCUUAAGGAGGUUGUCCAGUGGAAGAUUGACGCGGAGGAUGUGGCGGAUGAGUUUGACGCUGACCGCCUUAAGGCGAUUGUUGAGGAGAGAGCCAGGUUGGCUGAGGAGGCCAGGCUCAAGGCGGAGGAGGAAGCCAGGCUCAAGGCGGAGGAGGAAGCCAGACUCAAGGCAGAAGAAGAGGCACGCGCCAAAGCUGAAGAGGACGCUCGCGUCAAGGCUGAGGAAGAGGCCCGCGUCAAGGCUGAAGAGGAAGCCAGAGCGGCCCAAGAGGCCGCCGACGAAGACGAGGACGAGGACGUGCGGAUUCACUCGAUGAAAGAGUCGAUCGAAUCGAAACCUCUUGUCAGCGUCGAUGUCGAUGUAGAAUACACCGAAGAGGACGAGCGCAUGCGAUCGGUCAGGGAGGCGCGCACGUCGCACCCUCUCAUCAGUGAGGCCGUGCCUGAGGCCGCUGCUGAGGAGACCGAGGAGCCAGGUCAGGCCACACCAGAAGAGACACCAGCGGAUGCCGACGGUAAUGAAGAGGAAGAGAAGCCCGCGGUGCCGAAAGGGAACGGGGUCCCGGCCCAAGCCGCGAACGGCGGCCCCAAACACACCCAGCCCGUCCAGCCCCCCAACGCCGUCGACCGGUAA
Molecule: messenger RNA, 2292 nt
Organism: Cordyceps fumosorosea ARSEF 2679
Lineage: Eukaryota; Fungi; Ascomycota; Sordariomycetes; Hypocreales; Cordycipitaceae
Exons: 3
Coding region: 1-2292 (763 amino acids)
Biological process (GO): protein transport
Source: RefSeq, a predicted model, not a curated record